GCAGGAUCAAAGCUUGCAGUCUACAUUGAAGUGUUGAAUUGCGCACCUCUAGAGCUGCACCUCUCGGUUCCUGCCAGUGCUACAUCGCAUUUGCGAGCCCCUUGCUGCCACCUUGCUGCAGCUGAGUCCCAUGGCGGCUGCAGCUGCAGUCUGCCGCAUUCCGGCCACAUUGAAUUCGUGCAAUUCUGCGGCAACAGCGAGUUCCACGUCAUCUCGGCAGGCUUCUAGCUACCAACGGUGCUCACUUCUUCCUCAACUGCCCCGCAAGUUCCAGGCCCAAACUGCCAGGAAUAGAUGCACGCAUCACAAACAUUUUGGUGUUGCUCGACGAUAUGGCCGAUCAGUUCGGGCGAUGUCUGAGGAGGACACCACAGGCCCUCCAGCGGAAUCCACGAGCAAAACGGCAGAAGAACUAGCGGCGUUAGAAAAGGCACUUGGCAAAGACAAGGUCUCGACCAAAGUCAGGCGGAGGCGGCGGCAAUCAACCCCAGAAAGGGCGAAGCCUUCGAAACCUGUGCAGACUGUAAAGAAAGAGCCGUCAUGGGACGAGAUGAGUCCGGUGAGAAAAGUACAGGAACUCCUGUAUGGCGAGAAAGGGUUUCUCUUUUGGCUGAAUAAACUUGCAUAUGCUGCAAUUUUCGGGUUGAUAGGGCUUUGGAUUCUGUUCCGGUUUGUGGGACCAGCGCUAGGACUCUAUGACUUGGUGAACCCGCUCGAUGUCCCACAAUAAAUCACCUUACCUGAACGCAUGCAAAGGUCAAGUUUGUCAAUACGGACGCUCAUUGCCAUACCCGAUUUUCGUUUGCUAUACCUAGUUCUGGAUGUGAAUCUCAAGAAACAACUGAUCAAUUGGUCAAGCAUGGUACUCAAUUGACAAACAAGGUCGUUCUUUCGAGAGAUUGCUCUCAGUCCUUCCGUCCUCAGCUUGCAUCAACCAGUUCGUAUACACGUCUUUA
Klebsormidium nitens is the source of this 956-nucleotide messenger RNA. The record is from the annotation of a GenBank genome assembly. Lineage: Eukaryota; Viridiplantae; Streptophyta; Klebsormidiophyceae; Klebsormidiales; Klebsormidiaceae.